Messenger RNA from Panicum virgatum (switchgrass), 1510 nucleotides. RefSeq names its product secretory carrier-associated membrane protein 5-like. NCBI's taxonomy places the organism in Eukaryota, Viridiplantae, Streptophyta, Magnoliopsida, Poales, Poaceae. The record is from RefSeq and is a predicted model, not a curated record. Gene Ontology annotation, cellular component: recycling endosome membrane; trans-Golgi network membrane. The transcript is spliced from 12 exons. The coding region runs from base 145 to 1041 and encodes 298 amino acids. Gene Ontology annotation, biological process: protein transport.
CUCCCACCACGCCCGACGCGCCCACCCCUCCCACCGCUUCCCUCCCCCCUAGGCCCUAGUCCAGUUUCCACGCAACAACGACCACCGCGAUCAAGGCAGCCCGUUCGCCGCUCCGCCCGCCAGCCGCCGUCACCGGCAGCGAGCAUGCACCACGAUCCCAACCCCUUCGAUGAGGGCGCCGACGACAACCCCUUCUCGAAUGGAGGAGGAGGAGGUGCAGGAGCGCGUGGUGGAGGCGGCAAGUCGCAGUUCGGGUUCCGGCCGGCGGAGCCCGUCGGGUUCGGCGGCGGCAGGGGCGACGCGACCGUCGACAUCCCCCUCGACACCAUGAACGAUUCGAAGGGCAAAGCGAAGGAGCUGUCGCAGUGGGAAUCAGAUCUCAGGAGGCGAGGGGCGGAUAUCAGGAGGAGGGAGGAAGCUCUCAAGAGUGCUGGGGUGCCCAUGGAGGACAAGAACUGGCCGCCAUUCUUCCCAAUCAUCCACCACGACAUUGCCAAUGAGAUACCACCAAACGCUCAGAAGUUGCAGUAUCUUGCGUUCGCGAGCUGGCUUGGCAUAGUGCUUUGUCUCUUCUGGAAUUUUAUUGCUGUCAUUGUCUGUUGGAUCAGAGGGGGAGAUUCCAAGCUAUUUUUCCUGGCUACAAUCUAUGGUAUGCUUGGCAUCCCUUUGUCCUACUUGAUGUGGUAUAGGCCUCUCUACCGAGCAAUGAGAACUGACAGUGCUUUCAGCUUUGGAUGGUUUUUCCUAUGUUACCUGCUCCACAUUGGCUUUUGCAUAUUUGCUGCCAUUGCUCCUCCAAUUAUAUUCCGUGGAAAGUCAUUAACGGGUAUACUGGCUGCAAUUGACACCUUCUCUGAUCAUGCGAUAGUUGGGAUCUUUUACUUUGUCGGAUUUGCCUUGUUUUGCUUGGAGACACUUGUGAGCAUAUGGGUUCUUCAGGUCUGUGACUUAUCCACAUUGCAUGUUUGCCAUUCCAUCCCUUCCCUCCUAUGCAUUUUCCUUUUCUUUCUCAAUUUUCAUGGUUCGGUUAUCUCUUGGUAAUUAAUGCACGUGGGCUACAUGGGCAUUUCAAUCAAUAUAGUUGCACACUGAACUACUGGAAAUGUUCGAAUUUUAAAUCCUUAGUUCCUUUUAAAUAUAAACUUAUGUAGGAUAAGUAUCCUUUUUGUUAUCUAUGACUACCUUUAUCUCCAGGCUCUAGCUAUUCUCCUUAAAAAAAUUUAAAAAUAGGCUCCUACAUAGUUACAGUUUCUCUCAGAAAAAAUAAAUAUCGCUAUAGUUUCUACAUCUAUGAAUUUGUGGGUUCUCACAAUCACAAGCAAUUUUUGGAUGGCACAUAAGUUCCUAAUAGAGUAUCAGUGCCUUUGCUUUUCUUAGUCAGCGAAUCUGUUUCUAAUCCUUGUCUUUGUAGUUUCUAUGUUAGUUUUUCUUCAUUGUAUUUGUUUCAACAAAGGAAUGUACAAAUGUACACAAUUGAAUACACAUAUUGUCAUGAAAAAUUGAAGGUUGA